Mesorhabditis belari is the source of this 1512-nucleotide messenger RNA. Lineage: Eukaryota; Metazoa; Nematoda; Chromadorea; Rhabditida; Rhabditidae. The record is from the annotation of a GenBank genome assembly.
AUGCACAGGGCGGGAAGAUUCCUUGUUUGCGCUCGCUUUCAAACGAGGAACAUCUCACUCACGAUGUCGUUGGAAAAAGCACACACAACACUUGUGAAUGUUGAAAGGAUCAAGUAUGAGGGAACCGACAUGCUCAAAGAUCCAAUCAGUGUGGCUGACCCGGAAGCCUUUGCCAUUAUGAAGAACGAAAAGCUGAGACAACGACGAGGGCUUGAAUUGAUUGCUUCCGAGAAUUUCACAACCAAAGCCGUUUGUGAUGCUCUCUCUUCGUCGAUGACUAACAAAUACUCUGAAGGAUAUCCUGGUGCUAGAUACUAUGGUGGAAACGAGCACAUCGAUAAAAUGGAGCUGCUAUGCCAGAAGCGAGCUCUCGAAGUGUUCGGACUCGACCAGGAAUUGUGGGGAGUCAACGUGCAAUCGCUUUCCGGAUCACCUGCAAACUUUGCCGUUUACACGGCCGUUGUCGAGCCAAAUGGACGCAUCAUGGGACUUGAUUUGCCCGAUGGCGGACAUUUGUCACAUGGAUUUUUCACACCAACUCGAAAAGUUUCGGCUACAUCAAUUUUCUUCCAAUCAAUGCCAUACAAGGUUUGCCCUAAAACAGGUCUGAUUGACUACGACAAGUUAGAGGAAGAUGCCAUGCUUUUCCGUCCCAAAGUCAUUGUUGCAGGAAUGUCUUGCUAUGCUCGUCACCUUGAUUAUCAACGCUUCAGGAAAAUCGCUGACAAAUGCGGAGCAUACUUGAUGUCGGAUAUGGCUCAUAUUUCUGGAUUGGUGGCAGCUGGCAUUGUUCCAUCACCGUUCGAGUUCUCCGAUAUUGUCACAACAACUACACACAAAUCUCUUCGUGGUCCACGUGGCGCUUUGAUCUUUUAUAGAAAAGGUGUUCGUUCUGUGAAUGCAAAAGGAGAAAAGACGAUGUACGAUUUGCACGAUCGCAUUUCGCAAGCUGUCUUUCCUGGACUUCAAGGAGGACCCCACAAUCACACCAUUGCUGGUAUUGCUGUGGCUUUGCGCCAGUGUAUCACCACGGAAUUUGUUGACUACACUAAACAAGUGGUUGCAAACUCCAAAGCGCUUGCUGAACGUUUGAAGGAGCUUGGAUAUGCUUUGGCUACAGAUGGAACCGAUAACCACUUGUGCUUGGUUGAUCUGCGACCACUUGGCUUAGACGGGGCAAAGGCCGAACAUGUGCUUGAUCUGGCGCAUAUUGCCUGCAACAAGAACACUUGUCCGGGAGAUGUGUCGGCUCUUCGUCCUGGUGGAAUUCGUCUUGGAUCGCCUGCUCUCACGUCACGUGGAUUUAAAGAAGCUGAUUUUGUUGAAGUCGCCAACUUCAUUGAUAAAGCUAUCAAAAUUCUCCUCAAUUUCAAGGAUCAAAGUGGAAAAACUAUUAAGGACUUGAAGGAAUUCACCGCAAAGAGUGAGGCUUUCAACAAAGAAAUUGACAAACUCCGCGAUGGUGUUGAGGCAUUCACGGCUAAGUUUGACAUUCCCGGCAACGACGAGUUU